UAUCCGUCUCAGUUUAUUAGAAAGAACGGCGCCUGUACUUUUUGACAGUAUUAAAAAACUUUGACUUCGGAAUUUUUCAAUAUCAUCAUACCGCCCAUGCACGGUGUGUUGAGACCACUUUAGAUCCUCGGCGAGGGAGACCCGGAGGAACUUGAAGCUGGCAGGUGCAGCCCUGCUCCACACCGCCCUAUUCAAAUGUGGAUGCGGCUGUGGACUUUCAGCUGCCUGCGUAAGACCAGGAUCAGAAUUAUCUUAAUUUCUACGUUAAGAUUCCAUUAAAGGAUAGACGCUGCCCCUGAAUUAGAAGGCUGCGGUGUAACUCUAAGAAUCAUCCGUGGGAAACAGGUGGAAUUUCCUCAGUUCCGCAGAUGACAUUGUGAUGUGGAACUGGAAACGAGUGAAAAUACGAAGGGCAAACUCCAGCUUGAAUUUAAAAAGCUACUUUGGCAUUUUAAUAUUGGGCAACAAAUCACCUCAGGCAGUUCAGAAAUGCAGAUGAAACGUGAUCGGCACCAAAAACGUCGUCAUUUUAACCCGCAUAUGUUGUAGCUGGCAGUAAGGAUAAUUUAUCAGACUGCUGUCAACAGCACAACAACUAUGAACGGGAAUAGCGUCCAGAAGCAGUUGACUGAACCCGGAUCAGCCACGGGAGAUGUGGCUGAGUCCAUGGUGGACGAUAUGAGGCCAAAUCCAGUUGACCCAGCGGUCCACAGAAAGUCUGCAGCAGCUGGAGACAGUUCAUUGAAGAGUAAUGACAGUUUACAAGGUCAGGACCUAGAACUUCAACCUGACUCAAAAGACGGCAAAGCAUCUCAGCGUAACUGUGGAAGUGGAGACAGUUCAUCAGAAAUCAAGACUAGCAAGACCGAGACGCCUGAAGGUUCCUGUCUUGGGAGCCCGGAACCAAAUGACUCUGGUGCCCGGAAUCAGCCAGGAGAGCGACAGGAGGCCGAAGCUGAUGCUGGUCAGAGUAAGACGGCAGCAGAGGACAUAUCGCAAGAUCCUGAAGAUAAAGGCGAUGGAGCUGGGAAAAAAGGUCAGGACCUAGAACUUCAACCUGACUCAAAAGACGGCAAAGAAUCUCAGCGUAACUCUGGAAGUGGAGACAGUUCAUCAGAAAUCAAGACUAGCAAGACCGAGACGCCUGAAGGUUCCUGUCUUGGGAGCCCGGAACCAAAUGACUCUGGUGCCCGGAAUCAGCCAGGAGAGCGACAGGAGGCCGAAGCUGAUCAGAGUAAGACGGCAGCAGAGGACAUAUCGCAAGAUCCUGAAGAUAAAGGCGAUGGAGCUGGGAAAAAAGCCGCAGGCCUGAGAGAGCAGGAGGAUGCGGUUGCCCGUAGCGAUGAAGCCCCAGCCAAGGACAGCAGCUGCACUGUGGUUUCUGGAAUGCUAUAUUUGUCAGCUUUGGUGGCUGUUCUUGCUGUCAUUUACAUCCAGCUUGGCUUUCGGUCCAGCCCACCCCCUGUACCAAGCAAGGGAAGAGCUGAGAUUUUUCAUGAACAAAUUGGGAGCGUAAAGCUCAACUUUCCCAGCCAGAGGGCAGCAUUGUGGCAGAGGAGUGAAAUCCAUCUUACGCGGCACCUAGACUCAAAGAGGCCCACGGAACCGGUCAGCAUGAUCCUGACGUCGGGCCGCGGGGCCGAGAAGACUCUACGUUGCCUGGCCGUCCACAUAGCCAAAGCCUUGUCUGCUGCUCUCAACGCUUCUGUACUCGAAAUAGACGGAACCAGCAAGGCCUUGUUAGACAGUGACCAAGUUAAGCUGGACAUUGAUGAGAUGCUGAAAACAGCCUUUGGCAUGAACAAGGGGCCAGCGGUCAUCCAUCGCUUUGAGGAGUUCCCCCCAGGGUCCACACUUAUAUUUUACAGAUACUGCGACCAUGAGAAUGCAGCUUUUAAGGAGGCUUCUCUGAUCUUCACCGUGCUGCUUGAGGAGGUCGAGCAGCUGGAGCCGCAGAUGAGUCUGAGCGAUGUUGAGGAGAUGGUUCAGGAUCACGUCAAGGACAAAUUCCUCUCCUCCACCGAGCCGGCCGCUUUUGAUAAAAUGGAUGUUGAUAAAUUAGGUGGGCUGUGGAGUCGGAUCUCGCAUCUGGUCCUGCCUGUGGCUGCAGAGAAGGACAUUGAGCUGGAGGGCUGCAGAAGCUGAGAACAUCCAACAGUAGAAAUGCAUUUAACAAUCGAGUGCAUUUCAGAUUUCAAAAUGACUAUGAACUGUAAAAAGAAGGCUUCCUGAAGUCCCAUUUUCUCUUACACUUCCUUUCAGAAAACAAUUUGACUUUAAAUAAUUAAGGGAAACUUUCAAUCAGCUAUAAUUUACAUCGGGGUUGUGUUAUAGGCAAAGGAAACAUGGCUUAUAAACUUAAAGGUUCAUGUACCUCUUUUAGCACAACGUUGAGAUAUAAAGAUUGGAAGUUGUCUGUUUUUACAGUAGAUUUGAUCAUUUAAGGACUGAGAUUUAUUGGUAAGGUUUACCAUGCGAAUCAUGGCCUGGUUGAUUCACUAAUAUUUUAUUGAAACGUGCCUUAAAUACUAUACUAUAAAUAAAAGAUGAUUAUUCUGUU
Brienomyrus brachyistius is the source of this 2560-nucleotide messenger RNA. Its product is annotated as torsin-1A-interacting protein 2-like. Gene Ontology annotation, biological process: membrane organization. NCBI's taxonomy places the organism in Eukaryota, Metazoa, Chordata, Actinopteri, Osteoglossiformes, Mormyridae. The coding region runs from base 598 to 2145 and encodes 515 amino acids. The record is from RefSeq and is a predicted model, not a curated record. Gene Ontology annotation, cellular component: membrane. Gene Ontology annotation, molecular function: ATPase activator activity. The transcript has 11 exons.